AAUAUACACCGUUAGUUUGUUUUGUGUGCUCCUGGAAUCUGAAGAAAGUUUUAUAAUUUUUCUGGCUGAAUUUGCCUGUUUUUAGCUUUGAGUUGAUUUAGCUGAAAAAGUGAGAUGGCGUUUGUUAGCAACAACCUUUUCUUCUUAGUUGAUCAAAAACUUGCAAUUCGUAAGCAUGGCGCUAUUAGUUAAUAUUGUGACCAGUGUAGCUUUUGCUCCGACACAUGCAGUGGGGAAUUCCAAUACGCGCUGAUCCGCUCUCACCAAGAGCAGAAACUAGAAACUGUGCUGCAAAAAAUUAACAGUCUCAGUUCCCAGUUGAGCAGUUAUCCCACAUGCGACAAAUGUCACCAAAAAUUCAUAACCAUCCACAACAUUCCCGAGAGCUGCUUCCAAAUUGUGUCCAGCUCCAAAUCGACUGAUAACAUCAAGAUGGAACCAGAGUUAAUGAUUGAUGAUCAUGAGAUGUCGGAAAAUGAAAACAUAUUCGAGACGGAUUCAACAGUGGGAUUUGGAACGGUUGAACCGGAAGACAAAAUGAGAAUCAUGAGAGAAAACGGAGAGAAAUUCUUCAUCAGUGAAAUGGAUGACGAGGACAACAAUAUAUCACGUGUUUCUGUUGCUUAUACUCAAAGAAAAAGUGAUUUGCAUGUUUCACAGAAGAAAGUUCAUUCACCUUCAGUACGUCGAAAAUGUAAGAAAGACACCGCUGACGGAAGUUCGACGAAAAACCACAUACGGUUAAAUACGGAAGAGAAACUGUUUAAAUGCGAAAAGUGUGAAGAAACAUUUCACGCUAAUCACAAGCUAACACAGCACGUUCGAACCCAUACCGAUGAACGUCCUUAUUCUUGUUCGCAUUGCCCGAAAGCGUUCAAUGUUGCUUCGUCGCUACAACGUCACAUUCGAAUUCAUACAGAUGAACGUCCAUACUCUUGCCCAUAUUGUCUAAAAUCGUUUAGGAAUCAUUCAGCGCGCAGAGAGCACAUUCGAACUCAUACGGGUGAACGUCCCUAUUCUUGUUCUCAUUGUCCGAAGACGUUCAUGCGAUCUACAACGCUCAAACAGCAUAUUCUAACUCAUACCGAUGAUCGUCUCAUCUCUUGUCCACAUUGUCCGAAAACGUUCAAUCGACUUGCAACGCUCAAUCUUCACAUUCGAACUCAUAUGGGUGAACGUCCCUAUUGUUGUUCACAUUGUCCAAAUUCGUUCAAAAAUAGCUCAACGCUCGCAAGUCACAUCCGAGGUCAUACGGAUGAACGUCCCUAUUCUUGUUCACAUUGUACGAAAGCGUUCAAAAGACUUAAUACGCUCAAACAUCACAUUCGAACUCAUACAGGUGAAUGUCCCUAUUCUUGUUCACAUUGUCCGAAAGUGUUUAGAAAUCUUUCAGCGUUCAAAGAGCACAUUCGAAAUCAUACGGGUGAACGUCCCUAUUCUUGUUCUCAUUGUCCAAAGACGUUCGUGCGAUCUGCAACGCUCAAACAGCACAUUCGAACUCAUACGGAUGAUCGACCCAUUUCUUGUCCACAUUGUCCGAAAACCUUCAAACAUCCUAAUACGCUCAAAAUACACAUUCGAACUCAUACAGGUGAACGUCCCUAUUCUUGUCCACAUUGUCCGAAAGUGUUUAGGCAUCUUUCAGCGUGCAAAGGCCACAUCCGAACUCAUACGGGUGAACGUCCCUAUUCUUGUCCGCAGUGUCCGAAAGCGUAUAUGAAUCGUAACACACUCGUAAAGCACAUUCAAACUCAUGCGGAUUCGUUGGAAACGAUUGAACGAAGAAACAGUGCUUUAAAUGUUUCGCUGAAGGAUGUUCACUCACCAUCGAUUCCGUCAUAAAUGUAGAGCCGUACCGUUUGGUCUUAAAUUCCGAACACUUAAGCUUUGUUGGCUAUUAAAUAGUGUCUCAUUACUAAAAUUGGUACUGUUCCGCGAGAUUAAUUUGAUUUUUGAUUCAAACGAGCCUUUGAAGCCAAUAAAAUUGAUUCACAAAUACAUAUUC
Molecule: messenger RNA, 2005 nt
Organism: Toxorhynchites rutilus septentrionalis
Lineage: Eukaryota; Metazoa; Arthropoda; Insecta; Diptera; Culicidae
Product: zinc finger protein 501-like
Exons: 15
Coding region: 433-1842 (469 amino acids)
Biological process (GO): negative regulation of transcription by RNA polymerase II; regulation of cytokine production; regulation of immune system process
Molecular function (GO): RNA polymerase II cis-regulatory region sequence-specific DNA binding; DNA-binding transcription factor activity
Source: RefSeq, a predicted model, not a curated record